Messenger RNA from Talaromyces proteolyticus, 5524 nucleotides. RefSeq names its product putative chitin synthase. Gene Ontology annotation, molecular function: ATP binding; chitin synthase activity; cytoskeletal motor activity. Gene Ontology annotation, cellular component: cell periphery; myosin complex; cell septum. The transcript is spliced from 3 exons. Lineage: Eukaryota; Fungi; Ascomycota; Eurotiomycetes; Eurotiales; Trichocomaceae. The coding region runs from base 93 to 5309 and encodes 1738 amino acids. The record is from RefSeq and is a predicted model, not a curated record.
GUGUCUAUUUCGCUGAUGUCCUGAGGGGCAGCAGCAAUUCCGUGUCUGUCUUUUAACAACUACAUUCAACUGUCAGAACAAUACCACUGAAAAUGACAAAUCGAUUUUCUGUCUUUUCGAUGACCUCCGGUCCUGGCGGUGCCAAGUCCUCAUCCCAAGUUUCUACGACGUCGUUACUUAAUGCCUUGCAUACAUCCUAUACGAGUGGCCAGCCUUAUCAGCUUGAAACCGGUACGAGUCUGGUAGUGAACACAUGGCUUACAGCCGUUAAUACCAAUCCGGAUGGCUCAUCGGGAGGGACUGUUGAUGCUGAGCUGGCUCGACGUGCUUGGGAACACUGUCGUCGACGAGCAGAGGAUAGUUGCAUUGUUUUAGGUUCACUGCACCGAUCUACCCCGUGCCUCCUUCCUGCCUUGCUCUCGGCUGUGCCUCUGUCUACUCCUGACGUACUAUACUCCGCGAUCAAUGCCAUUCGGCCUUUUGUUUCCGCCGUCACACCUUUCAACCCGUCUUACUCUCUAUACUCGUCGUUUGCCAUAUCGUAUACUUUCACUCUUACCGGAAACAUUACCGGAUUGACGCUUGCACUGUCAUCAUCAGGUAUUAAUGUCACCAGAGGACUCUUGGAUGUUCCCGCUGAGCCUGGCUAUCGCGCCUUUGAUGUAUUUUACUACCUACUCAAUGCCGCCUCUAGCAAUGCGGAGCGGGAUUACCUUGCUUUAAAAGACCCGUCUGCAUAUGCUAUCCUGAGCAAAUCAGGGACUUACAACCCCCCUUCUUUUCUUCCGACUGCUGAUGACGCUGCCGCUGCAGAGGACUUCCGAUCCGCUCUUAAAGCCAUUGGGAUCAAGGGUGCCGCACAAAGGGGUCUGAUUUCGGUUUUGGCCGGGCUACUCAAAUUAGGAAACACUCUGGGCUUUCUCGUUGAUCAGGAGGAUCUUGAAGAAGUCUGUGAGGAAGCUGCCGAACUUCUAGGAGUCGACCCUGAAAUUCUAUUGCAUAACUGCACAACAGAUGACCGUCAAGUUUUCGUCUCGGGAGUCUAUGAGGCACUAGUCGACUGGGUCAUCCAGAAAGCCAAUGAGGCGAUAGCAAAUCAACUUCGAAACGACCAGGAGAAUACAUCGAGCGAUGGUUCAGGUCCCCAAUGGAACAAUGAUGACAAUUCUGAUACUGUGACUUUGACCAUUAUUGAUAUUCCCAGCCCGCCUCUCGGCAAAGCGGUUGCACUACGCGGUAUUUUUGACGACAACGUCGGUAUCAAUGCUGAAAUGAAAGAAGACGGGUUAGAAUUUGCCAGCCCUGGCCAGUCAGUUCUUAACGAGAUGAAUACUGCCGUUGCUGAGGUAGAAGGUGAUUUUGGCAUCACUGGUGGUGCAGCUUUCAGAGAACGUUCAUUAUUUCUUGAUAAGAGACAGACAGUUCUGGAAAAGGUCGGUGUGGAGGUUGAAAUGGGUGCCUUCCUUCGAGACCUCUUGUUUCCUGUCGAGAGUCAGGGCAUCACACUUGGUAAACGGGGCCGCUUCGAUCUUCCAACAACAUUGGGUAGCAGCAGAGUUUGGUAUCAUCUUGCAGUACACCCCACUGACGAUACCCCCGAUAGUAUGGCAGCAUUGCCCACCGUGACCUCCGCGUGGUCAGCAGGCGCUGUAUCCCGUCAAUUACGAGACUGGCGUUUGCCUGAGUGGGCAAAUCGCCGUCACAAACAACUUGAUUUUACCGCUGAUUUUGAUGUUGAGGAAUUUGUUACUCGAUACUCUCGUCUCGGUUGCAAAGAAGGAAAAGACGGUGUCGAGAGCUGGGUUCUUGAGCGAGGCUGGAGUAACGGCGAUGUCAUCGUCGGACAUGAGAGAAUCUGGAUGCGUGAAGGUGCAUGGUGGGAGGCAGAGACAAUGCUUGAUUUGAAACCUGAUGGAAACCCUUUCAUGGUAGUCAACCCUUUUGAAACUGGCUAUUCUGCUACUCCCCCUAAUCCGAAUGGGUCUGGCUUUUUCCCGCCUGUGCCUAUUGCUGAUUCCGGCAGUUUUGUCGCAAGUCGCGACAAUCUACUAAACAUUAACAGACAGAGUACGAUGUCUCCGGGUCUAGCUCGCUCAAUAGGGCCGGGCCAAACAUUACAUUCUUUUGGAGCUGCAGGCGACUAUGGGUUGGGUCCAAAAGGCGAUGAUCACAAAGCUGAUGACGCUUAUUACGAAGCUGAGUUGAAUCGUCUUGCUGGGAAUGACCCUGAGUAUGGUAAUCCCAAUCACAUUGAAAAGAAGCCAAUUACAUUUGGUCGGCGGUUAUGGGCUGGGUUCGUAUGGGCAGUCACCUUCUGGAUCCCAUCCUUCAUGCUUCGUUAUAUUGGUCGGAUGAAGCGCCCAGAUGUCCGAAUGGCUUGGCGUGAAAAGCUUGUACUCGUGCUACUUAUCCUAUUAUUCAACGGUAUUGUUGUCUUCUACAUCAUCGAAUUCGGUAACUUGCUGUGCCCCAACAAAGACAAAGUAUGGAAUCCACAAGAGCUUAGCUAUCAUACAGGCGACAAUGACUUCUAUGUUAGCGUGGCCGGCAAAGUAUACGACAUCAGCAAGUUCUGGAGACUGCAACAUAGUGACACAGCAAUCCAAACAAGUUCUGCAAACAUGCAGUGGGCUGCCGGCCAAAUUCUGGAUCCAUAUUUCCCUGUUCCUCUAACCGAAGCUUGUGGGAUGUUUGUGACUGAUACCUCCGUUGUAUUGUCGAACAACAACACAGCCGCCACUGAACAAUCAGAAGCUAUCCAUUGGAGUGGCAAUUUCAAGCAACCAGUCCAAAAAUCUGCACUGUACAAGUUUUCGUGGUACGAUCAACAAUUCUUACCUUUUCUUCAGCAAUAUUAUAAGGGAAACCUAGUCUACACCAGAGGCAAUAUUUCUGAUCAAGCAAAUUCGGAUCAGCGGUACUGGGUGAUCAUCAAUAAUGGGGUUUAUGAUUUGACAAAUUAUUUCUACAGCUUAGGGUUGGAGGACGGCCGAGACUCGUACAAUUUUCUCCCCAGUGCAGUCACAACCUUGGUCAAGCAAAAUGCAGGGUCGGAUAUCAGUAGCAAGUGGCAAGACUCGGCAAAUUUCACCAACGCACUCACUUGUAUGAAACACGCGUUCUAUGUUGGCGAAGUCGAUUUCAGAGAUACUCCAAAAUGUACAGUUAACAACUGGAUCUUGCUUUCAUUUACAAUUCUCAUCGGUGCUGUUAUUUUGGUCAAAUUCUUGGCGGCCCUUCAACUUGGCACCAAACGUCGUCCAGCCCCCCAAGACAAGUUCGUUAUUUGCCAAGUUCCAGCGUAUACUGAAGGUGAGGAUCAACUUCGGAAAGGCCUUGACUCCCUCACAGCUCUACAAUACGACAACAAACGCAAGCUUAUAUGUGUGAUCUGUGAUGGAAUGAUUGUUGGUGGCGGCAAUGAUAGGCCAACACCCAAAAUUGUACUUGAUAUUCUCGGUGUUGACCCCAAGAUCGAUCCUCCAGCACUACCUUUCAAGUCAGUUGGUGAAGGUAGUGAUCAGCUCAAUUAUGGUAAAGUCUAUUCUGGGUUAUAUGAGUUUGAAGGAAAUGUUGUCCCGUACGUUGUCAUCGUCAAAGUUGGCAAAGAAUCAGAGCAGGCCAAAUCCAAACCAGGAAACCGUGGAAAGCGUGAUUCUCAGGUCCUCAUCCUCAAUUUCCUCAAUCGCGUCCACCAUCGUGCGCCAAUGUCUCCGUUGGAGCUGGAAAUAUUCCAUCAAAUCAACAAUGUAAUCGGGGUUGAUCCUGAACUAUACGAAUAUGUAUUUAUGGUUGACGCCGAUACCAGUGUUAGGGAGGACUCAUUGAAUCGUCUCGUUGCUGCCUGUGCAACUGACGCUAAAAUUGCUGGUAUUUGUGGUGAAACUAGCCUGCAAAAUGAGGAACGAAGCUGGUGGACGAUGAUUCAAGUUUAUGAGUACUAUAUUUCCCAUCACUUGGCGAAGGCAUUUGAAUCUCUUUUUGGAAGUGUAACUUGUUUGCCCGGAUGUUUCUGCAUGUAUCGACUACGCACUGCUGACAAGGGUCGUCCUUUGAUUAUUUCUGAUAAGGUCCUCAAAGAAUAUUCCGAUGGAGAUAUUGAUACUUUGCAUAAGAAGAAUCUGCUUGCCCUUGGAGAGGAUCGUUUCCUUACGACACUGAUGACAAAACACUUUCCAACCAUGUCCUAUAAGUUCAUCCCCGAUGCUUAUGCCAGCACUGCUGCUCCAGAGACCUGGGGUGUGCUUCUCUCCCAGAGACGACGCUGGAUUAAUUCCACCGUUCACAACCUGGUUGAAUUAGCUGCAUUGAAAGACUUAUGUGGUUUCUGUUGCUUCAGUAUGCGGUUUGUUGUCCUGGUCGAUCUUUUAGGAACCAUCAUCCUCCCAGCAACUUGCGUUUAUCUGGGGUACAUGAUCUAUCUCAUGGCCAGUCACACAGGUCCAUUUCCACUCAUUUCGAUGGCCAUCUUGGCAGGUGUCUAUGGUUUACAAGCGAUUAUUUUCCUCAUCAAACGUCAAUGGCAACAUAUCGGCUGGAUGAUUAUAUACUUGUGUGCCUUCCCCAUCUACAGUUUCGUUUUGCCUCUAUAUUCCUUCUGGAAGCAAGAUGAUUUCACCUGGGGUAAUACCCGUGUUGUUAUUGGAGAGAAAGGCGAUCGACGGGUUGUUGCCGUGAAAGAUGAGCCAUUUGAUCCAAGGAGCAUUCCUCUUCAGCGAUGGGAUGAUUAUGCCUUGGCAAACAACCUACCGGGGCGACGUGGUCAAGCUGAAGCGGGUGACGAGAAGAACUACCCUGGUGUCUACGCGGAUGAAGUCGCCCUGGAAAUGGAUGAUUUGCAUUCUACUUAUUCAUCCGUUAAACCAACAUCGACCAUCUUGACUAGUUUCCCUAGUGGUCGUGGUCCAUACAUGCCUCCUCAGUCACCUGCACCUUUCGGCGGUAACAAUCGCAAUUCGCGUAUGUCCAGUUUUACUCGAUACACUGACGCACCACAACCCGGUACCCAGGGUCAGCGUCAUGUCUCAAUGGGUGGCCUCAGCAAUUAUCAAGAUAAUCCAAUGAACACAAGCCGGCUAAGCAUGCCUAUGAUGCAAAGCUCUGACAACCUUCUGGGAGCUCCUCAUCGGCAGCGUAGCCCUAUGGGUGGGUACGGCUCUCGUCCAGUUAGCACUGCCAUGGAUUUCCGAGGUGUUCCAGGGCAUGGGCCAGAUGACUCCACGAUCAUCGAUGCUAUCCGUCAGGUCCUUGGCGAAGUCGAUCUUGACAAUAUCACAAAGAAACAAGGUGUGUACCCUCCUCCUGCCUAAUAUCAUUCAUACUUACCCAUUAUUAGUGAGGGUCCUUGUCGAGCAACGUCUUCAAACCGAGUUAGCUGGCGACCGGCGUACAUUUGUUGACCGUCAAAUUGACCAGGAGCUCGCCAACAUGUGAGCUAUGGAACAACCUUGCCUUACAUUUUCCGUUCACCUAUCACAUUUUCCCUAACUGUAGCGGUCUCGUAAGAAGUUUUGCAAAAAUACGG